GAUAUAGACGAGUGCACCGCUGGAACCCAUAACUGUCCAGAAAAUGCCUGGUGCAGCAACACCGUAGGCUCAUUCAAUUGCACUUGUUGUGGCGGCUUUGUUGGAGAUGGAGUGAACUGCACAGGUAGCAAGGAGAAUAUUUACUUGAAAUGAAUUUUAACGCUCUCCCUGACCUUAACUGACACCUUAAUAUUAAUCUUUGGACUGUGGGUAUUUUCCAGAAAUAUACCGGGCUGAAUACUCCAAGGCCUGCGGUAUGAGAUAUUUUGUACAAACGUUUUCCUGAUUCAAGGAAUUCGUGAAUUGUCUCAACAGUUGGGAAUUUCGAGUAUUGGUAUUAGUAAAGCUACACGCAAACGGAUGGAACAACUCCCAGCUUUGUUGGGAGUUGCUGCGUUUGUGUUGGCAGUGGUAUGCAAACGGAUGCAACAAUUCCCAACAAUGUUGGGAGCUACAGUGCAUCCUGGGAGGGAUGAAAGCCAUAAGACUUUAGAGAGCAUGUGUAAUGCACGUACGUGGCACCAACAAUGUUGGGAGAGCUGUGCAAACGGAUCCAACAUUAUUGCGCACGCCUCGGCGAUCACGGAACACAAGAAAUGUUGGGAGUUGUUGGCUCAAAAAGUUUGGCAAGGUUCAAAUUUUGCGUAACAACUCCCAACAACAAACAACAACAUGCAACAGGCCGGUGUGCAAACGGACGGAACAACAAUGUUGGGCGUUGUUGGCUAACAAUGUUACGUCGGUUUGCAAGGGGCCUCUAAGUAAAAUACCGGGUCGUAGUUAACGUACUAGGUUACACGUUCUAAAACAUAAUUGUACAAAUAGAGACUUUCGAUGAUGAUCAACUAGUCUACGAAUCAUGAGCCGUCUUCUCAAACACGACUGGGCAGGUUACGCUACCUGAAAACGUUUAGAAGGCAAAAUUUGACCCCAGAUGAGAGGGUUAACCGGUCUGGCAGACCACCUGUCGUGUAAACCUGAUCAUAUUAAAAUAGGAGACGGAUUUUAUCGACUGGCAGGUAUUACUCCACCUAAGCACGUUAUCUUACCUACCCAGGGUCCCCCUCGUCCAUGUAAACAGGCCCUAACCCGAACCUCAAGCUGUAAUCGUUUUACUUAUUUUCAGCAUACUGCGGUAUUCUGUUUGAUUUCGAAAAGGGAUUGUCAUGCUGGACAUUGACUGGCAAUGCAUUCAACAAUCAGCCAACAUACCUCGAUAAUUCAUUAGAGAGAGGCAGAGGACAUGCCAACCACAAAGGGAAUUGGUGGAUUGGCGGCUUCGAGAAUCUGCCCAGUCCCUCUCAUCAGGCUGGUGCAAUCAAAAGCGAUGUUCCCCAAGGCACGAUGACGUCUCACUGUUUUUGGAUUAAUGGAAAUUAUCUUCGGUUCCUUAUUGGAGGAAGUUGUUUCGUAAACGAGAUUCGUGCUGAGCUUAUUGUUGACGGAAAUGUGUUUUUUCGGGAAACUGGGGAUUGUCGUGAAUCUAUGACAGAGAAAAGCUGGAAUGUAUCUGGUUUUGUUGGUAGAAUGGCUCAGUUGCGUUUGGUUGACAAUUUCUCAGGCCACUGGGGUCACAUUAAAUUUGAUCAUUUAAUUUGCCAGUGA
Messenger RNA from Porites evermanni, 1605 nucleotides. The record is from the annotation of a GenBank genome assembly. NCBI's taxonomy places the organism in Eukaryota, Metazoa, Cnidaria, Anthozoa, Scleractinia, Poritidae.